Molecule: messenger RNA, 4974 nt
Organism: Morone saxatilis (striped sea-bass)
Lineage: Eukaryota; Metazoa; Chordata; Actinopteri; Moronidae
Gene: dffa
Product: DNA fragmentation factor, alpha polypeptide
Exons: 6
Coding region: 120-1076 (318 amino acids)
Biological process (GO): apoptotic process; regulation of apoptotic process
Source: RefSeq, a predicted model, not a curated record
ACCAACUCGGCGGUUCCGUGUUCGAACCUGCUGAAUACGAACUGUAGGCGAGCAGCGGUGUUCACAUCUGUCAGUGUUAGGACACAAAGACAGAACACAUUGUCCACAUAAAGCCUACAAUGACAGAUAGGAAACCGUGUAAGGUGUGCAAUUUCACACGACAGAAGUCUUAUGGGUUGGUUGUUCCGUCCUUAGACGAGCUGAAAGCAAAAGGAUGCGAGUUUCUCGGCUUCAGCCCCAGUGACCCGGUCACAGUGGUCCUAGAGGAUGAUGGGACCAUAGUAGAGGAUCAGGCCUACUUUUUGUGUUUACCCGUAAACACUAAGUUCAUGCUGUUGCAUGAAAAAGAGACAUGGUCUCCACUUCGCAGGAUGGAUGGUGGCACGGCCUGGAUGGCCAGAGAUUCUAUGUUGCUGGAGAGUGAUGCUGUGGACGCCUCCACUGCUGAAGCACCCUGGUUCGACCUUGCUCAACAGCUGAAGCAGGACCUUGCCAGCAUCAUCCUCAUGUCAGAGGCAGACUUACAGAUGUUAGUGGAUGCCCCGCGGCCUGAGCUAGCCCUUGCUCUGGGCUUCCAAGAGAAGAAGGCAGAGGAUCUCCAGGAGACGCUGCAGAGGGUUUUGGACCGACGAGAGGAGGAGAGACAGUCCAAGGAGUUGCUCCAGCUCUACCUCAAAGCUGCGGACAAAGAAGACAGACAGCAGGAAGAGCCAAGCCAGGGAGGGGCUGGAGACGUGGAUGUGCCAGACGGGAUGGAGGUGGACUCUGCAUCUGGGUUCAUGUCCAGGACACUGAUGGUCCUGAAAGGCAAAACAAGCCCAGAGACCAGACUGUCCACUGAAGAUCUGCAGAUGGUAGUGAGCAGAGGGGUGGAAGCUAUGGAGCAGGUGCUGGGCUGGGACAGAACAAAGACGUCCGCACUGCUCCAGGCCUGCAAAGCCGAGCUGACCAAACGUCUCGAGCAGAUUCAGGCCGUGCAGUCCAUCAGGAGCAACACACUGGUGGACAGCAGCCAGCAGUCCAGUGAGAAGAGUGCGGAGCAGGGCGUAAAAACAGCAGCCCAAGGCAGCAACUAGACCGAGGCUUCACCUGAGCAGAGACUGAUAAGAACUUACACUACCUGCCUCAGGGUCAGUGGAAUGGGAUUUAUCCUGUGGUACUGAUAAUAUCCAUAAUGUGGGAAUUCAUGAAUGUUAAUGAUGUUGACGUUUGCAUCACUUUGUCAAACUUGCUAACCACUUGAAUGCUUCUGCACCGAGAGGAAGUCAUUUGCACAAGUCAUGUUUAUCAAAGACAGGUUUGCAUUAACCACUUGCAUCAAAUUUCUAUUGGCUCCUUAUUUUGAUGAGUGCCAUGCUGUGAAAAUAAUCACAGAAAAAAAUAUUCAUGGGAAACUCAAAGCAAUAGAGCCAGCUAGCUUAGCAUAGCAUAAAUACAGGAAAUUGUGGGAAACAGCUAACUCUGUCCGAAGGUAACACAUUCUGCCCAUCAGCACCUUGUAAGCUCACUUAACACCUUAUAUCUUGCUGUAUUCUCCAUUGGUUGCCUGGUAACCUCACUGUGAUGACAAGAGUCUAGGAAGUGCUUGACCAAGAAAUAGUCCUACACAAACCCCCCUCCAGUUAAACAUAAAAGAUAUAGCAUAUUAACUAAUGAGCUAUAGGGGUGCUAGUAGGUGGAUUCUGUGAUCUUCAGACAAAGCCAGGCUUGCUGUUUCCAGUCUUUAUGCUAAGCUAUGCUGCUGGCUCCAGCUUGAUAUUUUAGUGCACAGAUACGAGAGUGGAAUCAAUCUUCUCAUUUAACUGUUAUGUGUAAUUAUUGCUUAUGGUUAAACUGUUACUGUUGAAUCAGCUUCCCAGUAUUGUUUGCAUUCUUCUAUCCAUUUAAACACUGCCAUGUAAGACAGAAGCUGUGCGCUCCAUUCUAUGUUAUGUUAUGAUAAAUAAGAAAAUAUAUAGUUUGAACUAGCAACGGAAACCCUGUGGAUCUCCAGCAUAUGGUGAGUGACAAAAUAUAUGAUUUUUUGUCUGUUUUACAUUUUAUAUGUGCUAUCACUGAAAUUAUAUUUACAUCCUAAAUAUAGGGGCUCUUUGCUCUUUUUGGAAGUUUAGAGUAGCAGUGUGUUCUUAUCAGGUUGAUCCUGCCCCUCAUAACUUGUUGCUGCUUGUUCUCUUCCUCAGUGACUACUACAGAAAGUGUUCAAAUAUGAUGUUCCCACUACAGUGCCAUAGUUUUAUAGUCCAACAGUAGACUCUUAAUGUGAAGCAAUUUAUAAGUUGUGAUGAAAACACCGAAAUAUAAUAACAGGUUUCCCUAUAAUGAACAUAAACAUUUUUAUAAAUAUACGCUUGCCUACAUAUGGCUUUUUUCUUUCCGUUUUUUUACCACAGUCUUCAUGUAUGUGCACCUUGGUGUGAAAUGUCACCAUUAACUGGUGUGUCACCAUUUGGGGAAUCUCUACAUUGAAGGUGGAAGUACCAUAGUAUAAGGAACGCAGAAACUAUCUUAACGCGUAACUUGUAGUGCACCAAAUCACAGAGAAAUGUUCUUUCUGAGAUAUAUGCAAAUGCUGACAUGGACCAAAUAGAUUUGUGUAAAAGAUGCGAUUGCAUGAGUAAAUACAUCUUUUUGAAUGGGAUACACAGAUCAUUAUUCUAAAAAUGAAAAGUCUGACCAUUUAAGAUGUACAUCACUUCAUACAUGCAAGCCUCAUUGAGCACAUUGUGGAUGACCUUAUGGGUAAGAAUGACAUCGCUUCAUCCUUGAGUUACGUAGAACCAAUAUUUCUGGAUGAGAGCUCAUUUAAGAAAAUCUAUUUUAUACUAUUAUUAUAGUUAUGUAUCAGUCUGGUGACUGUGUGAUGUAAGACAGUGUGUACAAUGUAUGCAGGUCUCUGUGACUCAUAGGUCAUGUGGAAGAUAGCCUUUGUCAUGCCUGUCAUCUCAUCCUCGGUCUCUUGAACAAGUGACAAAUGAUGGUUGAUUUGAAUUUGCAGAAGGUUCAUCUUUUUGUGUUGUGGUGAGAUUGAGUUGUCACUACUGGCUUGUACUUUUAGUAUUAGAUACAGGGAAAGUGGGGCAAGAUCUAUUUACUCAGUGUUUUGUGUAUGUUCUGAAAUGAGGUUGACUCUCAGCACAUUGCGAGGUUUCACCAAAAGUAACCUCUCACUAUUCUUCUUUUAAACCCCUGUAAGAAUUAUCUUGUGAGUUCCCUAACACAUUUGCAUUUUGUAUUUAAUUUAAUCGUGUACCUCAAAUGUUACAAAAGGAAGUUGUAUGUGACUGUAAAGUAUGUGAUUUAAGGUGCCUUUUAUAAACACGUUGGUACGAGGAAUUUUCUAAAAUAAACCAGCCCUCAAACUUUUGACAGAGCUGUUGCGGCACCUUUUUUAUUGCUGUAUAUUAUAUGCAUGUAAAAUUAUGCACUGACAAAUAUCACAUUCUGUAUUAUUGAGACUCCACUUCCUCUUAAGACUUAAUCAAAAGCCAAGCAUUGUGUAGUGAGACAGAACUUUAGUUUUGGUUGUGAAAAUAAAAUGUAAAUACCCUAAAGUACUGAUUAACAAGUGCUUUUCCAUAGUCAGAAAUAACAGACAAAUAUUUUUAACACAGUGAGCCUCCUUUUAUAUCUAUCUCUUCACAUACAGCAGGUUCAAGCUAGAGAUGCAAGGUUGUCAACAAAAUAGUGAUGGGCAUAUUAGCUGUAAGCCUAUUGGCUUCAUGCUGCCGCCAGAUAUUUUCCAACUGUUGGUUAAUGGGUUUCAUAGUGUGCGUAAUUCCUGUGGAAUUGGCUCCAACUAGGCUGAACAGUUAGAAGUGAGUGGGCAACGGGAGCAGUCGAUUGUGCUUUCAUGUGUCACACUGUCUUGGUGGAUUAGAUUAUGAGUUAACAGUGCUCAGGCAACAACUGCAGGUUUGCUCUAUAAGCACUCAGUUGCCCUGAGGACUGUCUGGGCUUUUCAUGGUGGAAACAAAUCUUAUCCCAUAUGGUCAGAUGACUUUCAGAGAACACAUAUCCACCCAAGACCUUACGAUGCUGUUGGUUUGCAAAUGCCGAGGUGAUGUAUGGGUCAGUACGUACGUUGCCUUGGUAAGUUGUGGUGGCCUUCAAAGUACAACAUAUGUAGUACAGUUCAGUCAAAGUUAAUGAGGUUUUAAAAAAGUCACAAGUUCAUAGAAAAGUGGCGUUUGCUUAAUUGUAAGAGACAAGAAAAAAAACUGAAACAGUACAAGUAAAUCAACACAAGUGCUUUUCUUUCUCACAUCCACACAGACAGGCGUGCUCUUUUGCCCCACUUGUGGGGCACAGAUGGAGAAAACGUUAGGUAGUGAAUGCAAAAGUGUCAAAUGAGAGGCAAUUUCAUGGGACUGAAGAACCCUAUAAUGACUGUUUUGAUAGAGGAGUAGAGCUAGGAUUGCUGAGAACAAGCUGCAUAAUGUAUGAAGGUUAAACGUCUAGCAUUCACUGCUUCUUAGACCAGACUGACUGACUGGAAUACUACACAGAAUUAAUUUAUUAUUUCUGCCUGAGCAUUAAAAUGUGUUUCUGUCUUUAGCUAGAAAAGAGCAGAUUGGUUUUCAUUCAGCUACAGUAGUUUGAGGAAUACUUUAUUUUCUUUGAUUAAAAUGCUUUUCACAUAUGGCUAGUUGCAUUUUAUGGUAACAUUUACAGUAUUUUAAUUAACUUUUUUUUCUAAACUAGUAAGUCAAACUGUCUUUUGAGUCAUUUGCACAAUUAACAAAACAAUAAAACAAAAUACAAAAGUGAUUAAAAGAGGAUUGUGCUGGUGAGAUUAUAGCAGUAUCUAGAAAUUGACAGACAAUGAAGGAUUAGAAAUUUGUCGUGAUCAAACAAUAUCUAAGCUUAAUCACAAAAAUGAUCGUUGUGUUAAGUUGCCACUUAAAAGGUACUGUGUAAACUACACAUACAAUGUUAAUGUCAACAAGCUAUUAGUCUUUAGUUAGAAUGAGGGAU